AGUCUUGUGAAUAUGCAGACACGUAUGGCGUUAUGAAAGCUUUCAAAUGAUGCGCCUAAUCCCCGCCCCAGGCCACCACGAGCAAAGACCCAGAGAAUCCCUGAUUGGACAAACGUCCCACCUAAGGGAGCAAGGACAGUUCCGGGAUUCCAACAUUGGCCUAGCAAAAAUAGCUAGCUAGUUGCUAACUAGCUUCAAGACAGAAACGAAAAGCGACCGUACAUUAACAUCUGGAAAAUCUAUACCCUGGACGUGAGGAGCUCACUCUCAGGCCUCAAGCGUCUGACGGAACGCCGGAGUGAGUGAGAGGGCCAAAUGGGACGGGGAGUGACGAGAGGACCUGACGUUUUCUGAGUGGCUUCGCUUCAAAGGCGUCAUGGGAAAGAAUGCGUGUCGUCGGUGGUUCUGGAGAAGGGUCUCUCAGCACUGGGCUAUCUCACAGUGGCAAAACCACAGCGGUGAAGAUGUAGGCUCUGUUUGAUAUGAGUUUGAGUUAACCGUUCCGUCAAAAAGGCCGAAACAAACAGCCAACUAAACAGCAUAUUGAUCCAGUUGACCCAACAAGACUGAACGAGACCUGUAGAAAGGACCACUCGCUUAUGACAGCAAAGUGGAUACAACAUUUGAGACAGCUUUUUAUAUCAAAGCUUAAAUUUUUUCGAAGUUGCACUUCAUUUGAGUUUUUUACAGAACUCCUUUAACACUGUCUGUCUGGCAUUUUUUUAUUUUGUCUGAACUGCUGCUUUUGCAGUUUCAAGGAUAUAGACCCUGCAACUGUCUUUUGCAAGAAUACCUCUACGCUUUUCUGUUGCUCAGACCCUCUUAAAAUCAGUGCCUGCUCUGCUAGACACCCCUGUUCUGUUCAUCUAUAGACACCCCUGUUCUGUUCAUCUAUAGACAGUCCUGCAGCUCCUCUUAAUUUCUCCCUCAGGCGUGUGGUAAAAGUCAAACGUGGAUUUAGCUUUUGAAAUAUGUAAAAGGUUGAUUUGUCAGACCAGUUCAGUAAGGGAUUCUGAAAGGGUUAGUUGUGUUUUUGCCCUUGAGGGUCUUUGUUGCACUAGACAGGAGAGGUUCUAUUGAUUUUGUUUAUAUAUUUUCGCACCAAAUCUGACAUGAAAGCCAUUACUGAAAUAUUUAUAGAAGUCACAAUUAUUUUUGUAUCAUUGUAUAGUCUUGUUUAAGAGGUUUAUAUAAAAGUUAUAUAAUCAAAAUAUAUAUCCUGUAUACAUGCAAAUAUCUACCCAUAUGCAAAAAAAGGUGUAGACUACUGUCAAGUUUCUUUUUUGUUGUUGUUGUUGUUGCUGGUUUUAAGUAGCUAUGGUACAAAUAACUUGCUAGCUUUCAGUUUUUUUCCAAAUUCCUGCUUUAUGUGAUAUUACGGUUACCAAGACAACCCUCCGGUCAGUCAUGCCCUGGUCCCCCAUAAGGAACCUGGGGUCUUCACUCUGAUCCUUUAGUUAGACUCCUCCCCCUCUGAUGCCAGGGUUCAGUAGUGGGGGGCUAGGGGGCGGGGUAGGUGGCCCCGCCUCCUCCCCCCCGCGCCCAUUCCGACCCAGCCGCUACAUUCCCGUUUCCGCAGCAACCACCUUUCUGGUCGGUUCCACCACACUCUUCUUCUGCUUCACGUGUCCGUGGCUGUCGGAACAUGUCUCUUCUGUCAUCCCUGUCUAUAACGCUGCAGUCUUCCUCUUCACCCUCGCCAACUUCUGCAUGGCCACCUUCAUGGACCCAGGGGUCUUUCCCAGAGCGGAAGAGGAUGAGGAUAAGGAGGAUGAUUUCCGCGCUCCGCUCUACAAGACUGUUGAGAUCCGCGGCAUCCAGGUCCGGAUGAAGUGGUGCUCCACCUGUCGGUUCUACCGGCCGCCGCGCUGCUCCCACUGCUCCGUCUGUGACAACUGUGUGGAGGACUUCGACCACCACUGCCCGUGGGUGAACAACUGCAUCGGCCGCCGGAACUACCGCCACUUCUUCCUGUUCCUGCUGUCCCUGACCGUCCACAUCGUGGGGGUGUUUGGGUUUGGCCUGCUCUUCGUCCUCCAUCACCGGCACCGUCUGGACACGGUUCACGCCGCUGUCACAAUGGCUUCGAUGUGCGUCGCUGGUCUGUUCUUCAUACCGGUGGCAGGCCUGACUGGUUUCCACAUGGUCCUGGUAGCCCGGGGGAGGACCACCAAUGAGCAGGUCACGGGGAAGUUCAGAGGCGGAGUUAACCCUUUCACCAAUGGCUGCUUGAGGAACGUCUCUCACGUGCUCUGUAGCUCUCAGGCUCCCAGGUACGUGGGUCGGUUACGGGGCAUGCCGACAGUAGAGGUUCAGCCCCCGUUCCUUCGGCCUCCUCUCUCCGAGGCCCAGCUGGAGGCUAAAGUCCUGGAUAACGGUGUCCAGAAUGACAGCCACAGCACCCGGUCCAAGAGCAGUGGGGACGUGAUGGGGUGUCAGUCAGAGGAUGCAGAACCUCCACCUCCGCCCAAACCUGAGCUCCACUACCCGGGUCUGCCUCAUGCUGACACAGAGGAGAGCAGCUUGCUGUCUGAAGGUCCGCCCACUCCCUCUAUGUACAAGUACCAGCUGGCCAAUAGCAGCUCACCGAAGAACCACAAGGCCCUGACACACCAGAACAAGAUGAUUCGUGGAGACAGUUUGGAUUCCCCCUCGAUCCUCCAGUCAAGUCGCCAGCCCAGCUAUCGCUCUGAGCCCAGCAGCUUGGAUGGGGGCUCCGCAAUGGGGGCGGGGGCACGCAGGGGGGGAGGGGAGAGGGGCGCGGGCCCCGGGGGCUCCGGUGGAAUGGCUCGGGGCGCCUCGGGGGGCGUCUCCGGGUACUCGUUAGGGGGCCGCUCAUACACCUCCUACCCGUCCUCCCUGGUCCUGUCCACCGGCGGCUCCCAUUCGUCCAGCAUGCGCUCCGCCCACACACACCACAACACCCUGGGCACGCUCCCGUCGGAGUGCACCACCGACACCAGCUACAAGAGCCUGGCCAAUCAGACGCCUCGGAAUGGCAGCCUGUCAUACGACAGCAUGCUGACGCCGUCCGACAGCCCGGAGUUUGAGUCGGCUGCUCACGAGCUGUCUCCCCCGCGGCCCCAGGCCCCCGGAGUGUUUCCCCCGGCGACAGCCUCCAACUCGCCACCUCCCGGGGUCGUGGACAUGCCCCUACAGGGGUACACCUCUCCUUUCCUCUCAGUGCAGCAGAGGGAAGGCCAGUUGCUCCAGGGCUCCGCCUCUUUCUCCUCCCCUCACAAGGCGUACCUCCGUGCUGUCAGUCCGCCCCCAAAGACUGCCCCCAGCCACGCUGAGACUCUGCACCUCCACCAGGACUCCAGACACCCGCACCUCCGUGCCUCAUCCACCUCCUCCCGCCCCCUUCCUCCCGUCUCUGAACAGCCCACCCCCUCCUCCCCCCGCUCCCUGGAAUCCCCUGUGUCUCCUGUGUCCCCGCCCCCCAGAGGCCUCUCCCAGGGGAGGUCCUAUUACCUUGCGGAGGCAGGGCUCCAGCACAAGGCUUGGCCGAUGGGAGGUGAUUCGUCGGGAGGGGGCGGCGUCGGAGGGACCCAGGCUCCACAAUCAACCUCUCACCCAGGAUUGGCCAAUCACAGAACAGCCAAACCAGGGGGCGGGGUGAAAAAAGUUACUGGUGUUGGAGGGACCACCUAUGAGAUAUCGGUUUGAGCGAUUGACAUCCGCCAUGGCCAAUUACUGAAAGAAGAUUCUUCCACUGGAAAUUUUCCAAAUUUCUUACUCUGAGGAGGCUUUAAGCUGGAUUUUCACUGAAAUGCGCACACACCCUGAUGACUGGACUUGGCGCUCUUGGUCAGUUGGGAAUUGGUUAAGAGAAGUGUAUGGAUCCCAAGCACUUCAAUGACCUUCAUGUCUUUCUAAUGCCACUGGUCGUCAUUUUCUGCCAAUCUUUCAUAUCGGAUGGUACAUUGAAAGUGAAUAAGCGAUGGAGCCAUAGACUGUAGAAGGAUUUAACACAGCAGGGUACUGAACUCUCUAUAGCCUGUGUAUUCAUUGAGUUGUUUUGGUACAUUAGUCACAGAUAAUUUAUAUAAUGCUGGAGGGAAGGCUUUUUAACCAACCAUCAGCGAGCCUAUGCACUGGUGACCAAUUGUGGCGCUCAGUGGUUCAAGACUUCGUGGUCCAUUAAAAUGGAUGGACCAAUCACAAUAGCUUACCAAUCUGCAUUAUUCAGUAAUGAAAGUCUACAACGAUUAUUUAAGAAAAAAAUGCACAGAGAAGAUGCCUCGAUUCAAAGUUUAAUUUUGGUUUUACGAAGCUUUGUUUUUUCUAUUUUGCUUUAAGUCUAAAGAAACUUUAAGAAUAAUUGUGUAUUGGUCAGAUGAUAAAGAGAACUUGUACUUUUUUAAAGGGUGCUUGUGACUGGCCUUAUGGCCAUUUUCAAGCUUAUUAAAACUAUGGCUGCCCGAUCUACAAAUCCCUUUGCAACACAAAUAACUGUUUGUAGAUCAUUCACUCAGUUUCAAAAUAUACCCAUGAUGCAUGCGUUUUUAAUAAGUGGCCAGAGUGAGUGAGACUGGUCGCUUGUUUUGAUUGACGGCUGCAUCAGCCAGUUAAAUCUUUCCGGAAUCCUCCCCCAAAGAGAAUGAUAAUCCUAGCUGACAGACAUCUGAAGUGGCCUAUCACUGAGGAUGUUUUGAAGCCGCAUAUAAAAUGUGUACUCUGACUCUUCAAUGCAACCCAAAACUUUUUGUGGAAUGUACACAAAAAAUGUUUAUUGCUGAUACAUUAUGCAAAUGUUAUGUUUUUUUUAGCUUUAAAUGAUUUGUGCUUUUGACGCUGUGCAAUGUUCUGUCUGUCAAUCAAAUGCUAGGAAAACUUCAAGGAUGGCCGGCCAAACAGGGAGGGAGGGGCUUAUUUCUUUUAUCGGACAGGAAAACAUUUCAGAACACAAUUCCAACCGACCUCUACAUCCUGCUAAUGGAUGAUGCAUUUUGCCCCUAAUGGUUAAGGAUAGACAGGACGGGGGGUGGUGACACGUUCUUACUCAGAAUCCACAGCUUCUAUGCUGCUGUACUAGGGACAAUUUCAGCAAAUCAAAGUCUUGGGGGUGGUUGUGGUUCUGUUAGAAAGGACGGGUGUAGUAUGAAUAUAGAUUUUCUCUGGUAACUUCCAGGCAAACACCUCCAGACAGGCAGGAAUGGAAAUGACACUAACUGAGAUUUUCUCUGGUAACUCUACAGCCAGAUGAGAAUGUCGUACAUUCUGCCCCCUUUUUAUUUUCUUUGUAGUUUUUAUAGUUUAGUUAACAAUCUGCCCAAAUAAAUGGCCUGGUCAAAUGCAUGAACGGGUUUGUGUCCACAGAAUGUGUGUGUGUGUGUGUGUGUGUGUGUGUGUUGUGGUGGUGGAGGAGGAGGUGGUGGAGGAGGAGGAGGUGGUGGGGGAGGAGGUGGGAUGUUCAAUUCAAGCUCCGUAGUGAGUUGGAAUGUCAACACUAUCUGAAUGUAGCACAUUUCUUGUCCUGGGAUUCAUAAAGCACAUGAACUAACAGCAAAUCAAUUUCUACAGCAGUGUGGCAGCUAUCAGUACACGCCCCGCCACCCCCCCCCCCCCACUCCAAGGCCUUUCAUACGUGUGCAUGUCAUUCUGUUUGUUGCGUUGAAAUGCACACCCGGUUGAUGUGUCGUGUGGAUUAUAGUUGAGGCUUCGCAAUGGCACCAGCGGUCAGACAUACACCGCUAUACAUGGACGGGCCACCAGACAUUCUCCUGGUGCUGAAGGGGGCAUUGAACAACAGAUCACACAUGAGUAUGAGAGAGUAACGCUAGACCUGUGAGCUGUGCUGAAUGACUAGGACAAGUGUCACCGGUGUCUGUUAUUAUGACUAUGUAAAAGACCAAAAUGGCCUUAUGAAGAAUAUUAAAAAGUGUCUUCUCUGAAUAAAAGGUCGACCUGAUGGCAAAA
Messenger RNA from Esox lucius (northern pike), 5922 nucleotides. It is a transcript of the gene zdhhc5b, whose product is annotated as zinc finger DHHC-type palmitoyltransferase 5b. The transcript has 12 exons. Gene Ontology annotation, molecular function: palmitoyltransferase activity. Lineage: Eukaryota; Metazoa; Chordata; Actinopteri; Esociformes; Esocidae. Bases 1477 to 3669 code for a protein of 730 amino acids. The record is from RefSeq and is a predicted model, not a curated record. Gene Ontology annotation, biological process: protein palmitoylation.